GUUUUAAAAUCAUUAAAAACUAAUAAAAUAUUAGUUGUUUCCCCUCUUUUCUGUUUUUGUAAUUAUUACGCUUUCCCCCCUCAAAUUGUGCAAAAUAGCCCAAUAGUUUUAGCCUCUUCUUCUCAACGAAGCUGUAGAAGGUAAAGCAUCAAAAGAAGAAGAUGGUUCAGAGUUUGAAGGUUGCGUUAUUCACUAGGCGAAGCCUUCAAAAUAUUCGUCUCCUCACUCAAACGAGAAACCAAUGCUCUCUUCUUGACCAUUUCCAUGACCAUGAUCACGAACAAGAAGUGCUUGUUGAAGGCAGGGCUUGGUCCAGAACCGCCAUUCUUAACAGACCAUCAGUUCUCAAUGCUCUUAAUACUAAUAUGGGUGUCAGACUGCAUGAAUUGUACAAUUCAUGGGAAGAAAACCCUGAUGUUGGUUUUGUUGUCUUGAAGGGUAGUGGCAGGGCUUUUUGUGCUGGUGGAGAUAUUGUUUCGCUUUAUCAUAUGAUCAAUGAAGGGAAGAUAGAACAUUGUAAAAAGUUUUUCAGCACAUUGUAUACUUUUAUAUAUAUGGUUGGUACAUACGUGAAGCCUCAUGUGGCGAUUCUAAAUGGCAUUACCAUGGGUGGUGGGACUGGAAUUUCAAUUCCUGGGACUUUUCGAGUUGCAACUGAUAAAACUGUUUUUGCUACCCCUGAAACCCUGAUUGGUUUCCACCCUGAUGCUGGUGCAUCUUUCCACCUCUCACAUCUGCCUGGUCGCAUGGGAGAGUACUUGGGUCUAACAGGGGAAAAGCUUAAAGGAGAAGAAAUGGUUGCUUGUGGGGUUGCUACGCACUAUUCUCAUAGUUCACGGGUUCCAUUAAUUGAAGAGCAUCUAGGGAAUUUGGUUACAGAUGAUGCAUCUAUUGUUGAAUCUUCAUUAGAUAAAUAUGGUGAUCUUGUUCACCCAGAUAAAACAAGUGUACUUCACAGAGUCGAAAUACUUGACAAAUGUUUCAGCCAUGACACUGUUGAAGAAAUCAUUGAUUCGUUGGAAAUCGAGUCAUCUAAAACAAAAGAUCCAUGGUGCAUUUCCACUCUAAAACGAUUGAAAGAAGCAUCACCUUUGAGCCUGAAGGUGUCUUUGAAAUCUAUACGAGAAGGAAGAUACCAAACACUUGAUCAGUGCUUGAUUCGUGAAUAUAGAAUGUCCCUACAAGGGAUAUCCAAGCAGAUCUCGAGUGAUUUUUGUGAGGGUGUUCGGGCUCGAUUGGUGGACAAAGAUUUAUCACCAAAGUGGAAUCCUCCUACCUUAGCGCAAGUAUCUGAAGAUAUGGUGAACCAAUAUUUCUCUCCACUAAGUGAAGCUGAGCCUGAUCUUGAUCUACCCACCCAUUUGCGAGAAGCAUUCCCUUGAUUUUCCCACAACUUUCCUCUUGAGCUUUCAAUUUUACCAUUCAUAUGCUCUUCGUCUAUCCUUCAGGAAUGUUUCAUCCAAUUCAAAGGAUAAUACUCGCAAGAUUCUCUUCAGCUUGGUAAUUUGUCAUUUGCUACAUGACAUAGUUAAAUAAAUAAAAUGGCCUCCAUUUUAGAA
Cucumis melo (muskmelon) is the source of this 1559-nucleotide messenger RNA. Its product is annotated as 3-hydroxyisobutyryl-CoA hydrolase-like protein 1, mitochondrial. Gene Ontology annotation, molecular function: 3-hydroxyisobutyryl-CoA hydrolase activity. NCBI's taxonomy places the organism in Eukaryota, Viridiplantae, Streptophyta, Magnoliopsida, Cucurbitales, Cucurbitaceae. The record is from RefSeq and is a predicted model, not a curated record. Bases 162 to 1382 code for a protein of 406 amino acids. Gene Ontology annotation, biological process: L-valine catabolic process. The transcript has 15 exons.